Mugil cephalus (flathead mullet) is the source of this 4288-nucleotide messenger RNA. Its product is annotated as activin receptor type-1C. The coding region runs from base 440 to 1921 and encodes 493 amino acids. The record is from RefSeq and is a predicted model, not a curated record. Gene Ontology annotation, cellular component: plasma membrane; activin receptor complex. Gene Ontology annotation, biological process: nervous system development; protein phosphorylation; cellular response to growth factor stimulus. The transcript is spliced from 9 exons. NCBI's taxonomy places the organism in Eukaryota, Metazoa, Chordata, Actinopteri, Mugiliformes, Mugilidae. Gene Ontology annotation, molecular function: ATP binding; activin receptor activity, type I.
CCCAGAAGUAUCCAGUGACCAGUGAAAAUCCUAACGAUCUCGUUUCCAUCCAUUACAAACUCGAGCGAAACGUGAACACUUCAUCUCCAUAUUCAGCAGUCAGGCAGAAGGAGGAGGAGGAGGAGGAGGUGUUUGUGUUUCGCCGGCUCCGCAGCAGUUAAAUUGAUGUGCAACACACUUUCUCUCUGGCUCCCAUUCACAUGUCUUCAUCAGAGGUCCGCGGCGCUAAUCCGCUUAAAUUCCAGUCAACAGAGGCGGAGCACACUGCGUUUUACAGUUUCCUCCGCGGUCAUUUUACCCUGGAAGGGUGCACGACCGAGGUUGCUUUAGCCCUACGGCAAUGUGUUUUUUUGUUGUUGUUGUUGCUGUUACUGUUUGUUUUUCUGUAGAGUAGCCGCGUAAACGGUGCGUCGGAGAGGGCGCAAAUGCGGCUCUUGCCAUGACUUGUCCCGGGAAGCAGGGCUUUCAAGCGGCGUUGAUCUUCCUGUCUGUCGCUCAGCUGACUGCAGGUCUGAAGUGCGUGUGCCAGCUGUGUGCCAACCACACCUGUGAGACGGCCGCAGACGGCGCCUGCUGGAACUCGGUGAUGUUGAUUGAUGGCAAGGAGGAGACGGUCAAGUCAUGUCUGUCACCCUCCGAGAUGAGGGGCCAGGUCUUCUGUUACAGCUCCAGAAACGUCUCCAAGAGGAACUGUUGCUUCACCGACUUCUGCAACAACGAGACGCUGCAUCUACACCCAGAGAGGCCUUUGGAAGAAUCUGGCUGGAGCAAGCUGCAACUCGCCGUGGUGAUCCUGGUGCCGUCCUGCCUGUUGUGUGUCGGGAUCCUGCUGGGGGUGUUCCUGGUGCAAGGCCACCAUUGUGCCUACAGCCGAGCCCACAAGCAGGACCCAGAAGAACCUCUGGACGACCAGAUGCUAAUGUCGCCUGACAAAUGUCUUAAAGAUCUGAUCUAUGACAUGAGCACCUCGGGCUCAGGAUCAGGGCUGCCACUGCUGGUCCAGCGGACCAUAGCUCGAACCAUUGUGCUGCAGGAGACCAUCGGAAAAGGUCGAUUCGGUGAGGUGUGGCGCGGCAAAUGGAGGGGAGAGGACGUGGCUGUGAAGAUCUUCUCCUCCCGGGACGAGAGGUCCUGGUUCCGGGAAGCGGAGAUUUAUCAGACUAUCAUGCUCAGGCAUGAGAACAUCCUCGGAUUUAUUGCCGCUGAUAACAAAGAUAACGGGUCCUGGACUCAGCUCUGGUUGGUGUCAGAGUACCAUGAGCAUGGCUCUCUGUAUGAUUACCUGAACAGGUACACAGUAUCUUUGGAAGGAAUGAUUGUUCUGGCGUUGUCCAUUGCCAGUGGGCUUGCACAUCUCCACAUGGAAAUCAUUGGUACACAGGGGAAGCCUGCCAUUGCUCACCGAGACCUGAAGUCUAAAAAUGUCCUGGUGAAGAAGAACGGGACGGCAGUCAUCGCUGACUUGGGUUUGGCCGUGAAACACGACUCCAGCACAAACACCAUCGACAUACCGUCCAACCACAGAGUGGGAACUAAGAGGUACAUGGCCCCAGAAAUCCUGGAUGAGACAAUCAAUAUGAACAGCUUUGAGUCAUUCAAGCGGGCGGAUAUUUAUUCUCUGGGCCUGGUGUUCUGGGAACUGGCCAGAAGAUGCUCUGUUAGAGGGCUGCACGAGGAUUUUCAGCUGCCUUAUUACGACAUGGUGCCUUCAGAUCCGUCCAUUGAGGACAUGAGGAAGGUGGUGUGCGACCAGAAACUCAGACCCAAUAUCCCCAAUCAGUGGCAGAGCUGUGAGGCUCUGCGUGUGAUGGGCAAACUGAUGAGAGAGUGCUGGUACGCCAACUCUGCUGCGCGGCUGACUGCACUGCGGGUCAAGAAAACCGUGUCCCAGCUGUCUGUCAUCAAGGACAUCAAAGAUUAGUCGCUGCCGUGCAGAUCGGCGCCGGUGCCGGCACCGGCGCGGCACGACUGGACCGGGAGAGCGCACGGAGGGAGAAGCCGUCUUCUCCUUCUCACUGCCUGAGGCUGCCCUCUUCAGGACGCAACCACAUCCUCAGAGAGCCUCGUCAGGUUGUAGCUGGUGCCAAAGUACACAUUCUAACCAAACUGCUAAAACCUUGGUAGGAACAGCCAUAUGAAAUUAAUUAAUGUUUGUAAAGAUUGUUUUGCUACCUCAAUAUUUUAAGUGCCCAAAGCUUUAAGUUGCACAUUAUGUUACGUUCUUUUUUGUGCCAUAUCUUGUAGCAAAUGCAGUACUGCUGUGUAGGUAGUGUGAUAAUGACAAUAACAAAGGAAACUGGAUUAAAAAAAACAAACAAAAAAAACUAAAAGACAAAUUCAAAGUGCUUUUGUAUAGUCUCACCAGCACUGUUGUACAUAAAUGGUUGUUGAAAGCAAUGGAAAAGUUGCUCAACAUUUAUAGGAGUCCACAAUAUAUUUACAACUGGAAGAGAAUCUUUAGUUAAAGGUUUUAUAUCCAAGGUUGCUGGCUGAACUAGUACUGAUUGUUGGCCAUUCAAGGGUGCGCCAAGGAUGCCAUAUGAUAUCAGUGUGUUGACACAACUUGUGGCUGAGUAACUCUGAGGUGGUAUUCACAGAAGAACUUUUGUGCCACCUUUGACCACAGAUUUAAGUAACACCAGAUAACAAGCUGAGGUUCACUGGCUACGGAGCAAACUAAUUUGCUGGUUAUAAUGUUAUGGUCGCAGUAAUACGUUCUGAUUUCCACGACACCGCAACCGUUUUCUGGCACUUCUCUCAGGCUAGGCGUUGAUUUUUUUUUUUUUUUUUUUGACUGACUUGUAACAAAGAUGUCUGUCUAUUUUAAGAACCUCAUGUGCUACAAAAUAUUAACAUAUUAUUCUUAAUAUAAAUAAAGAUAUAAAUUCCUACCAUAUAUUUUUGCACAUGAAAGCUGCGUAAUAGUCUUUGCAUAUUAAACUAAAGCUAAAUUUCAAGAUUUCAGUACUGCUAACGCUGGCUCAAGGAGUUGCAUGUAUUGUUUUAAGCAGGGAAAAGUAGUAAAUAAUGUGAUUUAUACCUUAAAAGGUGUUCUGUUGUGCUACAUAACAAAUGUCAAACAAUAAAUCUGUAAAAGAUAGAAUCGUAAAACACAGAAGUGCUGACGAAACACAUGGAGAAAAAAAAGGAAAAAGGCUUCUGUUGAUGCUAACGUAGCACCAUAUAAUGCUAUGCUAACAGUUGUCUUUAAAUCGUUGUUGGACAUUUCACUUGGGGGGAGCAGUGGGGUCACUGAUGUCGCCGUGUGACGUGGCCGACAAAGCCUUGACAUAACAGGCUUAGGGAAAGCGCAGUCGGGCUAAUCUGUACACCGUGUGUGCUUAUAUGAAUCAGUAUGUUUGUGUGUGUGCUUGUGUGUGUGUGCGCGCGCGCGCAUCUGCAUAUCGCGUGAGGAGUUUCACGCAAGAUAUGCAUCGAAUUAAUCACUGCAGCAGUUUGUGAAACCGGCGCUCUGGAGAGAGGGAGAGAGAGAGAUAGAAAAAAAACACACACACAGAGGCUUUUUUUUUCGUUCAUCUCUAUUUGUCUACAUCCUGUUUCUUUAGUUGCUGAGGCAAGUGACACACAUCGUUGCUCAGUGUCAGCGUUGACACACUUUACGGUAUGAACGCGUUUGCGCCAGGAAGGCGUCACGACUUCUCAGUGAUUCUGAAUGUAGCAUCAGCAGUGCGGCCUCUUGAAAAUAAGCUAUGUACAGAAGCUUGUUGCCGUCUUGGCGGGUGUCAGUUUUGCGUCUUUCCUUCCUGUCAAAGGAUGAAUUGACUCCUGUCCCUAAACCACAGCGCUGUGUUGCAAAACAAAUAGAGGGGGGAGAAAAAGACAGGUCCUGCCUCUGUCUGUUUAGAAGCACCUGUAGCAUAGGUCGAUGGGUAGUUUUUCCUCUGUUACGCUGAGCCAAGUGUUCUCUAUGUUCUCUACGGUGUCAUGUCUGCUUCUGUGAGAGUCGGUCCGUGGCGGAGAUGAUAGCAAAGACGUAUCAGUCAUUCCAAAGAGGAGUGAUCACCAUGUGCAAUUCCUAACUGUUUUUUUUAUUAUUAUUAUUUUAUUUUAUUGUAUAUAACAAAGCGUAUUCUAAACAACAUGUGACACAGCUUUCAUAAAAGAAGACCUACUCUGAUUUUUCAAACCCUCCACUCGUUUAGAUCUGUACAUUUCAUUCAUGUCAAUCUGUUUCGUGAUGUUGCUGCUGUGGGUGUCUUUUCUCUUUGCACUAUUUAUUCUGUACAGGAAUGUUAUAUCAGUGGGUCAAUAAACUGUUUUACAUGGA